AUGUCAAAAUCACUCGCCAUCAAAUCACUCAUCACUCCUUCAUUAUCUCGCACAUCCCUCAAACUCGCUCCAAUAGCCAUCAGGUCAUUUGCCAGUUCCUCAAGAUGCCGAAUCGCCACCUCUUCUUCUGCGUCUGUUGGGAUCAGGCUCGGUAGAGGUGUAGAGCUGAGGAAGAAGGAUGGAGGAUUGGGUGGGAUAAGGCAACAACGUCGUACCAUGUUCAUCCAAACCGAAACAACCCCUAACGAAGCUUCGUUAAAAUUCAUCCCAGGAGUUCCAGUGACCAACGGAGGUACUCAUGAGUUCCUCGACUUACGAUCCGCCUUAUCAUCUCCUCUAGCAACCAGACUUCUAGGUAUAGAUGGAGUGACAGGUAUAUUCUUCGGACCGGAUUUCGUAACAUGUUCGAAGGACGAUUCGUACAAUUGGUCGAUCCUUAAACCUGAGAUAUUCGCUAUAUUAAUGGAACAUUUCUCAUCCGGUGCCUCCCUCUUCAAAGAAGGACAUUCGGCAGAUCAAGCAGAAGAUACCAAGAUACUUGAUACCGAUUCUGAGAUCGUGGGCAUGAUCAAAGAAUUGUUAGAGACAAGGGUACGACCUGCGAUUCAAGAAGAUGGAGGUGAUAUAGAAUAUAAAGGUUUUGAAGAAGAUACGGGAAUAGUAAAGUUAAAAUUGAAGGGAUCUUGCAGAGGUUGUUCGUCAAGUAGUGUGACGUUGAAGAAUGGAAUUGAAAGGAUGUUGAUGCAUUAUGUACCGGAGGUACAGAGUGUAGAACAGGUUCUCGACGAAGAAGAACUCAUAGCCUUAGAGGAAUUCUCAAAGCUAGAAGCCAGGUUGGAAAAGGAGAAGAAAGGUGGUAAACCCGAGUAUGUCUAG
Messenger RNA from Kwoniella botswanensis, 876 nucleotides. RefSeq lists its product as uncharacterized. Lineage: Eukaryota; Fungi; Basidiomycota; Tremellomycetes; Tremellales; Cryptococcaceae. The record is from RefSeq and is a predicted model, not a curated record. The transcript has 3 exons. Gene Ontology annotation, cellular component: mitochondrion. Gene Ontology annotation, biological process: iron-sulfur cluster assembly. Gene Ontology annotation, molecular function: iron ion binding; 4 iron, 4 sulfur cluster binding. Bases 1 to 876 code for a protein of 291 amino acids.